AUGCUCUUUAGAUUAUCAUCAUCUUCCUUGUUUUCAUCGUCAUCCUCGUCUGUUAACGGUGGCAAUAAUUCAUCAACUACACCAACAAUAUCAAUAUCAUUAAACUCUUCCACAUCAGAUUCAUCAACAUCGGCCUCUUCAAUGUCAUCAUCAUCCUCUUCAAUAGAACCUGAUGAAUAUGUAAUCACUAUUGUAUUGGUGACCGAAAUGCAUACUCUAUAUUCAAACUUUAGUUGCACAAUUGUUCCAUUCAAUCAAACAGAAAUUAUCAUAGAAUGUUAUAAUGAAAACUCUUCAAUUUUAACAUUCACAGAAUCUUUUGAAUGUAAUAUUGGUUAUUCAAUGAAAUACUCAUUAAAUAUUCCACAAACUACUUCAAUUGAUGAUGAUAUUAAUAGUAGCAAAAGUAGUAUCAAUAACUCAAGUCACACCAAUAGUGAAUCUCUCCAAAUCCUAAAUAAAAUUAAUUAA
Dictyostelium discoideum AX4 is the source of this 471-nucleotide messenger RNA. RefSeq lists its product as hypothetical. The record is from RefSeq and is a predicted model, not a curated record. Lineage: Eukaryota; Evosea; Eumycetozoa; Dictyosteliales; Dictyosteliaceae. The transcript has 2 exons. Bases 1 to 471 code for a protein of 156 amino acids.